Molecule: messenger RNA, 1947 nt
Organism: Saccharomycodes ludwigii
Lineage: Eukaryota; Fungi; Ascomycota; Saccharomycetes; Saccharomycodales; Saccharomycodaceae
Gene: PPN1
Product: endopolyphosphatase
Exons: 1
Coding region: 1-1947 (648 amino acids)
Biological process (GO): polyphosphate catabolic process
Cellular component (GO): membrane; fungal-type vacuole
Molecular function (GO): exopolyphosphatase activity; endopolyphosphatase activity
Source: RefSeq, a predicted model, not a curated record
AUGUUGAAAGAAAAAGAGAAGCAAAUUUGUGGAAGAAUUGAAGAGGGCCGGGGAGAUACCGUGGUAGUCAAUAAAAAAUGUAAUUCUGCUACUAAAAAAUUUAAUAAUAAGAGGAUUUUCAUAUCACUUUUGUUGUUAUUAGUAGUGGUGGUAAUAGUACUACCAACAUCAUCAAUAUGGAAUUUGCAAUACAAUAAAAAUUUGCCCUUAUGCUUUAAGAAAUUGUUGUGUCAAAAAUCAAUAUCUUUAAAAUCAACUAAUGCCAGUGAUGUUACCACCUCUACUCGUCGAAAAUUAAGGGGGAAAUUUUUACACAUAACAGAUAUACAUCCGGAUCCCUUGUAUAAAGAAGGCUCUUCAAUUAAAACUGCCUGUCAUAGAUUUACCAAAAAGAGUGGUGCUAAUGAUGAUGAUGACUUUGCUUCCUUAUUUACGGAUCCAAUGGUUGGCUGUGAUUCCUCCUUAGAAUUAAUGUACCAUACAAUGGAUUGGGUAGUUGAUAAUCUUAAAGACGAAAUUGAUUUUGUAAUUUGGACAGGUGAUAACAUAAGGCACGAUAAUGAUCGUAAAAACCCAAGAACUGAGAGUAGUAUUUUUGACUUGAACACGCAAUUAAGCGACAUGUUUUAUGAUAGCUUUAAAAAAGUUCCACCCACAUUUGACCCCAUGGACAUGGAUGUCAAAGUUAUUCCCAGUAUAGGUAAUAAUGAUGUUUAUCCUCAUAACAUGUUUGCUAUUGGACCCACUUUACAAACCAGAGAAUUUUAUAACAUUUGGAAUAAAUAUAUUCCACAAGAACAACAAAGGUCAUUUAAUAGAUUUGUGUCCUUUUUUGAAGAAGUUAUACCAGGUAAAUUAGCAGUGUUAUCCAUAAACACCCUAUAUUUGUACAAAGCCAACCCUUUGGUUGACAAUUGUAACCAAAAAAGCGAACCUGGCUAUCAAUUGAUUUUAUGGUUAGGUUAUGUGUUACAAGAAAUGAGAGAGAGAAACAUCAAAGUUUGGUUAAGUGGGCAUGUACCGCCAAUAGAAAAGAAUUUUGAGACCACUUGUUUCCAUAAAUUUUCUGCCUGGAUCUAUGAAUAUAGAGAUAUCAUUAUUGGAGGUGUUUAUGGUCACAUGAAUAUAGAUCAUUUCAUACCCAUUGAUGGAAAAAAUUCACGUGAGGAGAUCCAGAUUUAUGAGGAGGAAUUAUCACGGUUGUAUGACAUGGAUGUUGAUGAUGAUACGGAUUCUUCUGAUGCUAGAAUAAUGGGUGCUGCUCCUGUCAAUAAAGUUAACUAUAUGAGGAAAAUUAAAAAAUUAUACAAAGAUUUGGACAAAAGCUUUCAUCAAGGUGAUGGUGAUGAUGAUGAAUACUGUAGUAAGUUUAGUAUAGUCACUAUUGCUGGAUCCGUCAUUCCUACUUUCAAUCCAAGUUUCCGCGUAUGGGAAUAUAAUAUUUCCGGUUUAAAUUCUGAGGAAAAUAUUUUAAAUAGUGGAAAAUCAUGGGAGUCCUUUUUCGAUGAGUUGGAAAUUAAAUUACAACAAGACUUGAUGCCUGACAAAGAUGAAGAUGUAGUAGAUAUAUUAAAGAAGAAGAAAAAGAAGAAACCAGACAAAUCAAUUCCACCUAAAAUGCCUUCUAGUUUAGAACUAGGUCCAGCUUAUAAGCCUCAACUGUUUUCACCAACUGGGUUCACCCAAUAUUUUGCAGAUUUGAAUACAAUAAAUAAAAAUUAUUAUAAAUUUAUAGAUAAAGAUGGGUUAUCUAAGGACGAAGCAGCGAAAAAAGCCUUCAACUAUGAAAUUGAAUACACUUCGAUGGACGAAGAUUUUCCAAUGGAUUCAUUGUUGGUCAAAGACUACAUUAAAUACAUGCAUGACUUGUUGCAGCAUAAGAAACGUUGGAAAGCUUAUGUCCAUAGGGCAUUUAUAUCUACCGACUAUGAGAACCUAGACAUGUAA